Messenger RNA from Tetrapisispora phaffii CBS 4417, 564 nucleotides. It is a transcript of the gene RET3, whose product is annotated as coatomer subunit zeta. Gene Ontology annotation, biological process: intracellular protein transport; intra-Golgi vesicle-mediated transport; retrograde vesicle-mediated transport, Golgi to endoplasmic reticulum. The coding region runs from base 1 to 564 and encodes 187 amino acids. Gene Ontology annotation, cellular component: COPI vesicle coat. The transcript has a single exon. The record is from RefSeq and is a predicted model, not a curated record. Lineage: Eukaryota; Fungi; Ascomycota; Saccharomycetes; Saccharomycetales; Saccharomycetaceae.
AUGACAGACUCAUUAUCAUUAUACUCUGUUAAAGCAGUUCUAAUACUAGAUAACCAAGGUGAUAGAGUAUACGCUAAAUACUAUAGUGCUCCACAUGUCCCAAAUUUAUCUUUGUUCCCUUCAGUUAAACAAGAAAAAGAAUUUGAAAAAAGGUUAUUUAAGAAAAUUCACAAACAAGAAUCUGAAAUUUUAAUAUUUGAAGAUAACAUUGUGUUAUAUAAAGAGUACAUGGAUGUGGUCUUAUGUUUAAUUGGUCCAUUAGAAGAGAAUGAAAUUAUUUUGCAACAAGCUUUUACCGCUUUCAAAGAUUCUUUAGAUUUGAUUUUAGAUUCUGGUAUAGAUAAAAAAAACACUCAAGAACAUUACGACAUGGUUUUGUUAGCCAUUGAUGAAACUUUCGAUAACGGUGUCAUUCUAGAGACAGACCCUGCCAGCAUUGCCUCGAGAGUCACCACCCCACCAUCUAGUGAACAACAAAUGCACCUAGAUUUAGAUAAAGGUUUGAUGAGUGCAUGGGGAUUUGCCAAGAGCAAAUUACAAGAAAGAUUACAACAAGGUAUAUAA